AUGGAGAGCAGCAAGACGAGCGAUGGACAGGCGGAACAAUUGAAAAGGAGGCUAAAAGAUUUGGAUCUGCAAGAGGGCGAUGCGGACGAGCAAUGCAGCGAUGCUGGUAGCGAUGUGGCGGUCAGACCGGUGGCGCACGAAAAGAUUUUGGAAGAGUGGCGCGCAAAGGAAGCGGCGGAUGCGAGGAGGAGCAUGAGCUUGGUCGUUGUUGGUCACGUCGAUGCUGGCAAGUCGACAUUGAUGGGCCGACUGUUGCACGAGCUGGGAUCGCUCACGGACAAGGCGUAUCAAGCCAAUGCUCGCGCAUCCUCCAAAGCCGGCAAGGGUUCUUUUGCAUACGCAUGGACGCUCGACUCGUCAGAGGAGGAGCGCAGUCGGGGAGUGACGAUCGACAUUGCUCACGACACUUUUGACACGCCUCAUAGGCGCUUCGCGCUGCUCGACGCUCCAGGUCAUCGAGAUUUCAUACCCAACAUGAUCUCGGGAGCAGCCAUGGCCGAUGCUGGGCUGCUCGUAGUGGACGCCAGCUUGGGUGCUUUCGAAGCUGGUUUUGGGGAUAAGGGUCAGACGAGGGAGCAUGCAGUCUUGCUGAGGAGCUUGGGCACGUCUCAGAUCGUCGUCGCUGUCAACAAGCUAGAUGCGGUAGCUUACGAUCAGCACAGGUUUACCGAAAUCGUCGACAAGGUGAAGAACUUUCUUGCUGGCAUAGGCUUCGACACGGCUGGAGAGGGAGCAAGCGGGGUCAGAUUUGUGCCUUGUGGCGCAGCUGUAGGAGAAAACCUUAGCCAGCGGAGCCAGAGCGGCGAUCUCGCAAGGUGGUAUGGAGGACCUACAUUGGUGGAGGUGCUCGAUACCUUGACUCCCCCAACGAGAAGUUUCGAUGCACCAUUGCGCAUACCAGUCACCAAUGUCUUUAGAUCUGGUCAAGUUACCGCCAUCUCUUCCGGACUCGGUGUUACGGGGCGUAUCGUCUCUGGUCUCGUCUCGGUAGGCGAUCGCCUUGCUGCGGUACCCGGUGACGAAACGGGCCUCGUCAAAGCCAUCGAGUUGGAUGGCGAUGCCGUGCCUUGGGCAGUUGCUGGAUCCACAGUCACUUGCUUCCUGACUGGCAUCGAUCAAAUUCACGUCAACAUCGGAUCCGUCUUGUGCCCGCCAAACGCACCAGUACCUCUAGUCACCACGCUGCUUGUACGCCUGCUGGUCUUUGAGCCGUCGCUACCCCUCAUGUCGGGCACCUCGCUCGAGCUUUUCCACCACUCUUCCAACAUUCCUUGCACCAUCACUUCGCUAGAGCGAACGAUAGAUGCAAAGAGCGGAUCGACGCUCAAGGCGAAGCCCAGGGUGCUUUCGAGAGGCAGCACAGCCGAGGUCAGGAUCAGCAUCACUCCGACCCAAACGAGCAAAGGGUCUAGCGCUGGUGUGCCCAUCGAAAUCUUUGCAAAGAGCAGGGAUAUGGGCAGAGUGGUGCUCAGGCUUGCUGGAGAGAGCGUCGCUGCUGGUGUGGUCCUCGAAGCCGCGUAA
Ceraceosorus guamensis is the source of this 1521-nucleotide messenger RNA. RefSeq lists its product as hypothetical. NCBI's taxonomy places the organism in Eukaryota, Fungi, Basidiomycota, Exobasidiomycetes, Ceraceosorales, Ceraceosoraceae. Gene Ontology annotation, biological process: translation. The coding region runs from base 1 to 1521 and encodes 506 amino acids. The record is from RefSeq and is a predicted model, not a curated record. The transcript has 5 exons. Gene Ontology annotation, molecular function: GTP binding; GTPase activity.